Molecule: messenger RNA, 3731 nt
Organism: Neolamprologus brichardi
Lineage: Eukaryota; Metazoa; Chordata; Actinopteri; Cichliformes; Cichlidae
Source: RefSeq, a predicted model, not a curated record
CAUAGCUGAAGAAUCAAAGCUCUGUGGGCACAGUGGGAGAGCUAAGUUGUUCUGUUGGGGAUGAGAUGGAGUGGUCCAACAACAGAUUGUACACAGGACCCCUGUCACGGGCAGCCCAGAAGGUCUUGGCUGCUCUGCGGGCCCAAAGUCUGCGUGGAGCCAGAUGCAACCAAAACUACUCCAGCAAUCGCAGACAAAGUCAGGCAGUGGAGAUGUAUAAUUGCAGCCAGAGGGAGUCUUGGGCUGACAGCAGCUGGAGUCAGGAGGAGAGAUGCACAUAUCAGCCCCAGGUGUCUUCCCUUUCCACCGUUCACUAUAAUUCCUCCAGUGAGAGGCAGAGCUCUCAGACCUUGGCCAUCUAUCAGUACUCACAGACACCAGACAGCUCCCUGUCAUCUCAGGCUUCCUGUUCUGCCUCCUCCUACUGGGAUUUCUCUCUCCAAAUGCAGACUGAAGCCUAUUAUCAGUACUCACAGACGUAUUCCCACAGAAAGUGCUCUGAACCCCCUGCUUACAAGUCCAGCCAGUCUCUGUCAUUUUCUCAGCAUGAGGUUCCUGAGACGCCAGCCGCUUUCUGUCAUGGAGACAGCUAUACCCUCUCCUUCCAAAUACCAGAGAGGCUCUCUGAACAGGAAACUACACCAUGGAAAAACUCAACAAAAGAAAUCAGACCACCUUUCAUCUUGAAUAUAUUUCCAGACGAUGAAGAUCCUGACAUCAUGCUUCCAACAACAGAACAAUCUAAUUGUCAUAAAGAGGAGCCUGCUGCAGUUUGUUAUCCAGUAUCGUCGUGCCUUAAAAUAUAUGAAGGGAGAGAAAGCAGGACAUCAGGUGCACAGACAGAAAAGGUUGGUAAAGACAGCUGGCAUAUUGCCACAAAACUACAAGACACCAGAGCUCCAGGAAGUCGAUUAAAAUGGAAGCAGCCUCUAUCUGACCCCACUGAAGCAGCCAGUGGUGGAGCAGGAGACAGAGUUGUGCUAUACCAGCAGUCAGAAUCUGAAACAAUCAACACUGGAAGGGUACAUCUACCCCCUAGCGUCUUUAUUACAAGACAGGAGAACUGUUGUGAUGCACAUUUGCCCAAGUUGAUGAAAAAUAUAGUUGGGAAGGAAGAUGAGGUGCUGAUAGCAGAUACAGAACAUAUCACUGAGCUGGGAACCAGACAGAUUUCAAACAUAUGCCAUGAAAUUCAAAACGCAGUAAAUGAAGCUGCAAGGAAAGAGAGAGAAAAUCGAGAUGUGAGUGUACUUCAUGCAAAAGGAUCUGCCUAUGAAAUGGAGCGAGUUGUGCCUGUGAGAACCAUUGAAGACACCACAGUUAAAAGCCAUUUGAACUCAUUAGACAUCAGAGACGAUUUUGUUGACAGUGGCACUAAAAGAGGAACACGUGGGGAGAAUGAAGAAAAUGGUUUAGAAUAUAUAGUCAGUGCCUCUGAAGUCAAAACUGAACACUUUCUUGAUACUGAGAAUAAAGCAACAACAGUUGAACAUGAAAAUCCACAGAAGAUCUCCAUAUCUUUAGGAAGUGGACUCCAGGAUGUGAGCCACUGCAACACUGAAAAGCCUCAGAACAAGGGUCAGAUUGGGACCAACACAGCAGAGAACGACCACACUCAGGAGCAGCCUGAGGCCAGGAGCGUCAGCCUCCAGGACAACAGUGCUGAAAACAUAGAAAAGACAGAGGUGAUGGAGGCCAAAAUGGAUUUUACAUUUAAGAAUAAAACAAUGGCAAACACUAAUCAUCAGAUGGCGCAGGGACAGUGUGAGACACAUGAUGGAAAACUUACAGAGUUUCUCGGAAUGGACACUGAAGAGGGAAAAGGGGGAGAAGACGGAGAGGCAGAGGAAGUGGCAGCUGUGGACAGUGAUGUUGAGAAUAAAUCUGCAGGGAAUUCAGAGGGAGAAAGGGCUGCUAUGCCAACAUUGUCCCAGGAGUGUGGGGCUAAUGGGUCGGGGAUUAGAGCUGCCCGUCUCAGUAGCAGCCAGCAGCAGCAUGACAAUGCAAAAACCACUAAUGGAAGCACCAGAGGGAGUAGCUUGAGCUUGAUAGUGGCCCCAACAAUCACUGCUGCGCCUGGACAAAACCUCUUCUCAGUGCAGGAAUUGACUUCAGCUGUUGUAGCACCGAAGAAAGAGUUAGAAAAUCGAAAACUAAAAAAUUCUCCACGUCAUCCUUGCGUGAAACUUUCCUUCCCCCUAAAGAGGAAACGUGAAGCAUUUCAGCACGAAAACACUGACCCUCCUGCCAAAAUCAGCCUAAGCAGACGCCCUCCAAAAUGGGAGCCUCCUCGAUCCUCACAAGAGAAACCAAGGGAAGGAAGAGUUAGGGAGUCAAAGAGUGCCAGAGAACCACAGGGGAAAGCAAGUCCUUCACAUGAAACAAGAGCAGUGUCUGGGGCGUGUACACAACUAGAUGCCUCAAACCCAACUCAGCAAAACAGGCAGAAUAAAAUGGAAAAACUAUCAAGGGAAUUACCAGGGAAGGCUUCCAUUCACCCCCCACUUUCCAAACCACGCAAACCCAAGCAAGCUGCAUGUGAAACUAACCCCACCACAAGUGGGCCCAAAGGUUUCCAAAAACUAGUUAAGAACAGUGAGCCGCCGACCCAAUCCAAAGCUGGCUGUCUGGCUGCAAGCUUGACAUGUGACUCUAGAGUAAAGUACUCUGGAAAACUUAAACCAGAUGAGAAGGUGCAGAUGCUUGAGAUCGCUGGGCAGGCUAAGGUGUUGGUGCUAACAAUGGUGUACCAAGAUGGAAGCACUCAGUUAGACGCAGAACAGAAGCUCACUCCACCAGCAUGUGGCCUCCUCAUACUAAUGAAGAACGAACUUGACUGCAGCACACCGGAGGGUGUGCUCGACCCAAACGACACUCUGGUCUACUUAAAACUAGAACACACACCUGCAUGGGCCCAACAACAAGUCCAUCAGAGCCAGGAGCUCUUUACUAGAGAUAUGGUGCUACAGGUGCUAUCGAGAUCUCAGCUGGUGGUGUGCUAUAAAUCCAAGGAUUUGCUUCGUACAGUUCUGCAGUUUUACAGACAAGACCUCAGCUGGAAACAAGUGGCAGGCUGUCAUAUCCAGGACCCACAGGUGUCAGGGUGGCUGCUGGAUCCCACAGACCCGUCCUCCUGCUAUCAGGAGCUUCUCCAUAAAUACUGCAAAAGACCCCACACAUUACCCGCCCUGGGUGCCCAGAAAGUUUCUCAGAUUAUUUCAGGUCUCUGUUGGCUCUACAGGCUUAAUAUGAAGCUAUGCUCUGAGCUACAUAGCCAAGGGCUGUGGCAGCUCUACUCAGAUAUGGAGCUUAACAUGAUCCCUGUUCUGGCAGCCAUGGAGAGCCACCGCAUCCAUGUUGAUAAGGAGGCACUAAAGAGAACUUCAGACUUGCUGGGGACUAAAAUGAAACAACUGGAGCAGGAAGCACACCGAGCAGCUGGACAAAUAUUUCUGUUGACCAGCAACACUCAGCUACGAACAAUUCUGUUUGAGAAGCUGCGUCUUCAUGAGCGCUGCGAAAACAAGAAGCUUCCCAAGACCAUCGGCAAACAGCAGCAGUCAACAUCUGAAGCUGCAUUGUUGCAGCUUCAGGACCUGCACCCUCUGCCAAAAAUAAUCCUGGACUACAGGCAGAGCAUACCUCCACCUGCUCCCAGUGCCCGUGUACACGUCACGCUGAUGGUUGAGAUCAACUAUCUUAUACUAGUUCCUCUAGCAAUGCAGAUCUAA